AUGCCCACCGAACAUACUGACCUCAACUUGUCUGACAAAAGGGUUAUCCUCACGUGUGCAGUUUUGGACCCCCACACCAUACCUGCAGAUGGUGUUUACCUUGAAGUCAUUGCCACACUUCGCCGUUUUGAGCUUGAUGGCGAACUCGCCUGUCAUAUUACAACCACAGCCACAACCGACAAGUUCACCAGCCUGCCGUUCGAUGACCGCUCGCAGUUUGCACGAGAUCGCCUGAGUGGCACUGCCGAGGAAGGUGGUGACAAAGAGACGAGCGAGUCGAGAGUCAACGAUAUCAAUACCAGCUCGUUUCUAACGGCCCUCGAUGAUGUCACGGGUGAAGACCAGGCAGCUAUUUUCACUCCAAUGACCCAUAUUGACGAAGACGACGACGACGGCUUUUGGGAGAUGAUUCGUCGUGCUACUGGUUAUUACUUGUAUGAUCACCCUGAGAAGUUCGCUGAAGCCCAGGAGGUAUACAUGGUGCGGGUUCCAUACUGGAUCGAGGACCGCUGGACCAUCCGCUUCUACGUCAAGAAGGAGGUCAAUGACGCUCUCACGACUUGCAUAACCAGCCCUCCACUUGCCUACUAUUGGACAGGCAUUGUGGAGCGACAAUCUGAAGAGGCUUCUGUGUCACGGUGGUUCUGCAUUACCGCCAUUUCUCUGUACGAGUUUUGCCCACCGCCCCUUGGCGAGGACGCCGGCGAAGAGUCUCGGGCUACUGAAGAAGACGAAGCCACUGACGUGCAAGAUGAAGAGGAGAUCGAGCUCACAUCCUCCAUAUUCGACGGACCUCCUGCAGAACGACCCCUGUCUGCGUCUCACGGCGGCCCGACCGGCGUUGAGUUCGCCGCGGAGCUCCACGACUUGCUGCACACGGAGGUGCAGCGACACUUCUCGGGGGAUGAACCGGUUCGCGCGGAUAAGUACCAAAGAGAGGACAUCCGACUGCUCACGACGCACCACGUCGAGCGUGUCGAGCCCGGCAAGAUGUAUGUCAAGGAGCAGGAUGAAGGCACACCUCGCUCUGUUGCGGUCGCCUUCUGA
This is a messenger RNA of Fomitopsis serialis, 1047 nucleotides long. RefSeq lists its product as uncharacterized. The transcript is spliced from 7 exons. The record is from RefSeq and is a predicted model, not a curated record. Bases 1 to 1047 code for a protein of 348 amino acids. Lineage: Eukaryota; Fungi; Basidiomycota; Agaricomycetes; Polyporales; Fomitopsidaceae.